AUGAUUUUCCCACUCCUAACCCUUGCUGCUUUGAGCACUCUUCUAAGCCAUUCUGCUGCCCUCCCUUCUCCACCUGGCCCUCCUGGCCCCCCUGGCCCCCCUGGCACUCCUCCUGGCACUCCUCCUGGUCCUCCUGGCCACGGUGGCCCACCUGGGCCCAGUUCAAACUACGUCGAUUGGAGAAAUUUUCGUGCGAAUGGCGUGAACCUUGGCGGUUGGCUGGUUCAGGAAUAUUUCAUUGACACAACAUGGUGGAACGCCAAUUCUGGUGGUGCAUCAGACGAAUGGGGUCUCUGCGCACACCUAGGCUCUCAAUGCGGCCCCGUACUGGAGAGAAGAUAUGCCACUUGGAUUACUCGUGCCGACAUUGACAAAUUGGCUACCGCCAACAUCAACGUCCUGCGCAUCCCUACCACCUAUGCCGCCUGGACGAAGCUCCCCGGCAGUCAGCUGUACUCUGGAAACCAGCAAAAGUAUCUCAAGGAUAUUGCGACCUAUGCCAUCACGAAAUACAACAUGCACGUCAUCAUCGACAUCCACUCUCUGCCCGGCGGUGUCAACGGCCAAGGUAUCGGCGAAGCAGAUGGUCAUUACGGCUGGUUCCACAACCAAACCGCUCUGUCCUACUCCUACAAAGCCGUCGACUCGGUCAUCUCCUUCAUCCAAUCCUCUGGUUUCCCUUCCCAUUUCACCAUCGCCCCCAUCAACGAACCCGUCGACAAUCACGAUCCGGCUGCCUUUGGGUCUCCCUACGCUCUCUCGGACUCCGCAGCCGACUAUCUGACAAACUUCACCAAAGGCGUACUCCAACGUGUGGGUAACGUCAACGCCAGAAUACCAGUCAUGUUGCAAGAUGGCUUUAAAGGCGCUCACUACUUCUCUCCUUCCUUCCCCGCAACCACAAACCUCGUCUUCGACAUCCACAGUUAUUACUUUGCUGGCCGAAACGCUUAUGCAUCGAAUGUGACUUCUUACAUCUGCACUGAUGCCACUGAGGCAGUCAGCGAUACCAAAUUCCCUGUGUUCAUCGGCGAGUGGGCGAUUGAGGCUCAAUAUAACAACACUUUUGCUGCUAGACAGGGGUUGCUUGCUGCUGGACUAUAUGCGUUUGGCAAGAAGACAGCGGGAAGUGCUUAUUGGACUGCCAAGGUUGGCGCGCCUAGUGCUUAUGAUGUUGAUGGUCAAGGAGACAGAAGUGAUUAUUGGAGCUAUGAGAAUUUUAUUGAUCUCGGGUUCUUCAAAAAUUCGAAGGUCGCGUCUGGAUAUUGCAAGUAG
Aureobasidium namibiae CBS 147.97 is the source of this 1275-nucleotide messenger RNA. Its product is annotated as putative glucan 1,3-beta-glucosidase precursor. Lineage: Eukaryota; Fungi; Ascomycota; Dothideomycetes; Dothideales; Saccotheciaceae. Gene Ontology annotation, biological process: glucan catabolic process. Gene Ontology annotation, molecular function: glucan exo-1,3-beta-glucosidase activity. Gene Ontology annotation, cellular component: extracellular region; cell surface. The record is from RefSeq and is a predicted model, not a curated record. The transcript has a single exon. The coding region runs from base 1 to 1275 and encodes 424 amino acids.